Solea senegalensis (Senegalese sole) is the source of this 819-nucleotide messenger RNA. RefSeq names its product NADH:ubiquinone oxidoreductase core subunit S7 (gene ndufs7). Gene Ontology annotation, biological process: aerobic respiration; electron transport coupled proton transport; mitochondrial respiratory chain complex I assembly. Gene Ontology annotation, molecular function: quinone binding; 4 iron, 4 sulfur cluster binding; NADH dehydrogenase (ubiquinone) activity. The transcript is spliced from 8 exons. The coding region runs from base 35 to 694 and encodes 219 amino acids. NCBI's taxonomy places the organism in Eukaryota, Metazoa, Chordata, Actinopteri, Pleuronectiformes, Soleidae. The record is from RefSeq and is a predicted model, not a curated record.
CAGGGAAGCACUUUGACGUCAUCAGAAUCCAAAGAUGGCGGCCUUGGUCGCACCUCGCCUGGCCAUGUUUGGCUCUUUUUCAACACGACCCAUCUCUUUAUUUGCUCUUCAACAGAGGACCCUGCACAACAGUGUUAAAAGUGAGAACACAUGCACUAGUGUGGUUCCAGUCAGAGAGAAGAGCACGGCAGUGGCAGCAGCCAAACCAACAUCUGUAGCCAGCAACAAGGGGGAGUAUGUUAUAACCAAGCUGGAUGAUCUGGUAAACUGGGCUCGCAGGAGUUCUCUGUGGCCUAUGACCUUUGGGCUGGCAUGUUGUGCAGUGGAGAUGAUGCACAUGGCUGCACCCCGUUAUGACAUGGACCGUUUUGGAGUUGUGUUCAGAGCAAGUCCUCGACAGUCUGAUGUCAUGAUCGUGGCAGGAACUUUGACCAAUAAGAUGGCUCCAGCCCUGCGAAAGGUGUACGACCAGAUGCCUGAGCCUAGAUACGUCAUUUCCAUGGGAAGUUGUGCUAAUGGAGGAGGCUACUACCACUACUCCUACGCUGUGGUCAGAGGCUGUGACAGAGUCGUACCAGUGGACAUUUAUGUUCCAGGUUGUCCCCCAACAGCAGAGGCUCUCCUCUAUGGGACUUUACAGCUGCAGAAGAAAAUCAAACGUGAGAAGAGGUUGAAGAUCUGGUAUCGGAAAUGAAUGUGUAAUAUGUAUGCGUGUAUCUAUCUGCUAUGUAAAUGUUGUAUUUGAGUUUCAUUUCAAGCUCUGCUCCUCCUUCAUGUAGAGCUGCGGGAACUUACUUCAUUAAAAUUGCUGUAAAUUUA